Pundamilia nyererei is the source of this 4903-nucleotide messenger RNA. It is a transcript of the gene golga2, whose product is annotated as golgin A2. The transcript is spliced from 28 exons. The coding region runs from base 53 to 3355 and encodes 1100 amino acids. Gene Ontology annotation, biological process: Golgi organization. The record is from RefSeq and is a predicted model, not a curated record. Gene Ontology annotation, molecular function: protein binding. Gene Ontology annotation, cellular component: Golgi cisterna membrane; cis-Golgi network; Golgi apparatus. Lineage: Eukaryota; Metazoa; Chordata; Actinopteri; Cichliformes; Cichlidae.
UGAGCGCCAAGCUGAUGACGUGGAUCGCUCAGUUGACCACCAGAGCAGCAGGAUGGCCGACCAGAGUAGGCAAAUAAAACUCGCUGCAGCUAAGAAAAAGCUGAAGGAAUUUCAACAGAAGAGCUCCCCUGCUAGUGUAGGAGGAGAAAAAGGAGGUGGAGCCAAGAAGAAGAGAAAGGUGAAGGGAUCCAGCCAACAUGAUGCACCUUCACCAGACAGAAACUCUCCAGACAAUUUUGACAGUUUUCUAAAAGCACUUAGUCAAAGCAAUGGAAUAGUCCUCCCUCAUUAUGGCAACUGUCAGACCUUCGCUGACGUGGAGGCCGUGAGGUCUUCACCUCAGCUGCUGGAGGAGUCAAACAGCGAGCCUGAUUACAUCUCACCUUUGUCUAACCCCGCUAGCGCUAACACUGCUACUAACUCUGAGUCUGUCGAUCACAACACUGACCUCCAGGAUUACUCUGAUACCAACGGCAACGAGAAUUCAAUGGAGGAAAAUAGACCGCUGUCUUCCACAGAGAGCCUGCGACAGCUCUCGCAGCAACUGAACGGCCUGGUCUCUGAGUCAUCUGCUGCAUAUGUGAAUGGAGAUGGCGCACCUCCUCUGAGUGAGCGAGAACUGGAGAGUCGAAACCAGGAGCUGGCAGCCGCCCUGGAAUCCAGCAACCUAACAAACUCUCAGCUCACUACCAAGCUAGACCAGCUGACACAGCAAUCUCAGGAGCUUACAGAUCAGCUACAAAAGGAGCGAAAAGAAUUUGAACAGAGAUUUUCAAAAGAGCAAGGCGCCAUGCGGGAGCAAUUACAGGUUCAUAUCCAGACCAUUGGCAUACUAGUAGCUGAGAAAUCGGAGCUACAAACAGCACUACAAUACACACAACAGGCUGCACGGCAGAAAACAGCUGAGGCAGAGGAGCUGAAUAACCGUCUGCAAUCAACAAAGCAGAGAGUGUCAGAACUUGAAAGAACUCUCUCUUCUGUCUCAUUGCAGCAGAAACAGUUUGAAAAGCACAACAAAGAGCUUGAAAAGGAAAGAGACAAUCUGAGAUUGGAGGUGUUUAGACUAAACAAUUUGAGUGAGGAGUCGAAGCAGCAGAGCUCGGAGCUGUCAGAGCAGAUAAAACUGAGUACACAAGAAAAUGCCGCAAUGAAGUUGGAGGUAGAAGAUCUUCGCAAGAGGCUCGAGAUAACUGACCUCAUGUUACAGCAGUGCUCAAGUCAGUCAGAUCCUACCAGUGCCAGCCAGCAGGUUCAGUUACUGCUGGAAGAGAAGCAGCAGGUGGAGGCGCACAAUCACCAGCUUAUGGAGUCCAUUGCCCAGCUGAAGACAGAGAGGGAUUGUUAUGCAGUGCAGAUCCAGGAAGAAGGUCGUGUGUGGAAGGACAAAACUGAACAACUGCUAACACAGGUUUCUCUGGUGGCAGAAGAGAGGGAUAGAAACAUCAACCGGGUGCAAGAACUGGAGGCCAGCAUUGCAGAGUUAAGAAAUGCUGCAGCGUUAUUAUCCCAGGAGAGAGAAGCUCAGCAUGGCACAGAGCAUCAGUCCUCAGGACCAUCAGAAAAUGAAGUGGCUUUGCAGGAGGCCCUUAAUGCCCUACAACAAGAGAAAGAUGCCAUUACGUCACAGUAUCAGGCACAGCUGAGGGACAACGAGCAGCUGAGCCGUAUGUGUGCAGAGCAGGAGUCGCGUCUGGGGGAGCUGGAGCGUCAGGUGGAGAGCCAAACCCAGGAGGCUGAGGACCGCCGACGCAUGCUAGAGGAUGUUCAGUCAGACAAGGCCACUAUUAGCCGUGCUCUCACCCAGAACCGAACACUGAAGGACCAGCUGGCUGAGCUACAGAACGGUUUUGUCAAACUGACGAAUGAGAACAUGGAGUUGACUACAGCCAUCCAAUCAGAACAACAUGUGAAAAAGGAGCUUGCACGCAGAAUGGGUGAAUUGCAAGAGGAGUUGCACAACGUCAAGGAGCAGCUUGAGCUGAAAUGUACAGAAGCUCAGGGUCUGAUGGAGCAGAGGGAUCAGGUAGCGGCACAUCUCCAGCAGUACUGUGCUGGCUACCAGGCCCUGGUCUCAGAGAGGGAACAAAUUCACCAACAGUAUCUGCAGCAGAGUCAGCUAAUGGACCGACUACAGCACGAUGAAAGCAAUGGCCGUGCACAGCUGGAGAUGAGUCACAGUCAGCUUAAACAAGCCCAUGAGCAUCUGGAACAGUUAGUCAGAGACAAUGAGCAGCUGAAAGCUGAGGUGAAAGAGCUGCUCAACAGCUCUGCUCUUAUGACAUCACCCAGAGACCAAGGAGAUGGAGUGGAAAGCCAGUCCCUGCAAGAAAGUCCAACAGAGUCUUCCCCCAUAGUUAUUCCAGAGGAUUUUGAGAGCCAGAAAGAGAUGGAGGAUUUUAUUCGUGGAGCUCUGGCUCAACUGGAGGCAGAGAGGGACGAGGCCAGAAGGCAACUGGAGGAGGAGCGCAGGCUUCACAUAGCAGCCCGGCACCAGGCCAGCGUCACCCUAAGUCUGGAGCAGCAGCGCCACAGCCAAACACCUGUUAAUGACCACGAGCACGGUCACAGUCACGGUCAACACAGUCACUGUGAACACAGUCACUGUGAACACAGCCAUGAGCAUUCAGAAGGAGGAGUGCCGGUGGAAGUUCAUCAGGCCCUGCAAGCUGCAAUGGAGAAGCUGCAGCAGCGUUUCACAUCCCUAAUGCAAGAGAAAGCAGACCUGAAGGAGAGGGUGGAGGAACUGGAGCACCGCUGCAUCCAGCUGUCUGGAGAGACUGACACUAUAGGCGAGUAUAUUGCUCUGUACCAGAGUCAGCGGGCUAUUAUGAAACAGAAGCAUCAAGAGAAAGAGCAAUACAUCAGCAUGCUGGCCCAAGACAAAGAGGAGAUGAAGGCAAAGCUGGCUGAGCUGCAGGAUCUUGUGAUGAGGCUGGUAGCUGAGAGGAAUGAUUGGUACAACCGCUACACUGGAGCUGUAGCCGGCAUGGGCACAGUAAACCCUGACCUGCUUCCUGUUGGACAGGAACACACUCACCCAGACCACCAAGCACACACGCACACAGAGCUUGAUGCGGCCACUGGAGCAGCUAUGGAGGACAUCCCUCUGUCAGAACCUGCCGCCGGUCUUGAAGCUUCCUCAUCCCAGAUGCUGUUGACUGGAUCUGGCCAGACUGACUCCAAGCCCCUGGUGCCUAAAGAGGACGCCACAGCCCAGCAAAUCAUGCAGCUGCUUCAGGAGAUCCAGAACCCUCAAGGAGCUCAAAGAUCACCCCCUUUUCUGGGAGAAAACCCCUGCAUCCCCUUCUUUUACCGGCCUGACGAACAGGACGAAGUAAAGAUCCUGGUGGUGUGAGAUGUGUGUGUGUGUGUGUGUGUGUGUGUGUGUGUGUGUGUGUGUGUGUGUGUGUGUGUGUGUGUAAACAUGAGAAAUGUUGGACUUGUGUUGAAGUGUGGGAAAUAUUAAAUCCUACAGUUUACCACGUCUGUAGCUUACUGAUGAUCUUCUCAAACACUUCAUAAUAUUGGAAACCUUACGUGACUGGUCGAAGAUGCACGAAUGUCGUUGACCCAGUUACAUUAAAACACCCGCCCCCGUUCCGCGUGUCAGCACUACUGUGUGUGAGGCUUAAUUGAGAGGAUUUUGUAUUUGCUGUUUGUUUUUAUGUUCUUGUUUGUCCCUGAUGCUUUUCCCAGCGAGGAAGUGGUCAGUAUUCCUAAAUGCAAUCGGAUUUUUUUUUCUCCACCUCAGUUUUGAAUUCCCAUCUCACACAUAUGUGCAAUAAAUGGGGCCGUAUAUCCUGUCCCCUCGCUGAUAGAAUACUGAAAGAGCUGUCAAGUAUUAACAGCCUGUUUGUGUGCAACUUUAUUCAAGUGCAAAUGUCAGUUUAAAUCCACUGUACACAUGCCAAAAAACAAAACAAAAAGAGAGAGAGAGAGCAUCACAUGUGAAUGUAAUAACCUCAAUAUUAACCUGUAUGUGUGUUUAAUGUGAAGUGAGGAGAGGGGAUGCAGAAAGAGCAUAUCAGGUUGGGUAACUAAUGAGUGUGGAGUGAGAUGUAAGGUGAAGUUAAGUGAGUGAAAGGGGUUUAGUGCACAUAAAAGCUUUUAAACUGUAGGCGGUGUUCAGUUUUGAAGUCAAGAGCUCGCUACGUUACAUAAUUCAGGAAGAUGGAUGUUGCUGAUUGGUACUGUUCUUUUUCCUCCAGACACUGAAAAGAAGUCAUGUUUGUACAUUGUAAAAUGUUCGUAUUUGUGAUUUUUUUUUUUCUUCUUAUGUUUUGUCCUGUUAGACUGAAAAGGCAUCACCUUUAUAGGGUAUAGGGCAUAGAUGGAGCUUAGAGACCCAUGAAGUUAAGCAGUUACUCAGUUAUAAAGGCAGUGAAGUCAUCUUCUCCUAACAGUCGUGUGGAUAAAGUAAAUGUAAACAUAAAUAUUAGUGGUUGGGGUGCUGUGCUGCUGCUGACUGCUUUUCACAUUAUUUCAUCUUUGCAGUUAUUGCAAUUUUUGGGGAAGUUGCUUAUAGUUUAAUGUCUAUACCUGCAGCUACACAUCAUCUUUUUUCCUCAAAUCAGGUAAUCUGGGGUAUUUGGCUGACCUCAUCACAGACUCGGUCACUCGUCUCAUUUCAUCUUAUCCCUAACCACGCCUUUGCUGUCUCGGGGUCUUUAAGUUUCCAAACAAAUCGACACUAAAAACACGAGCCUGUUCUUCUCUGUUACAUUUACGUGUAGUUCUACAUAUCAAUGACGAAUUGAUGCACAUCUUUAACAACUGGACUGUGUGAGCAUGCGUAUGUGGAGGCUGUACGUGUGAAAUCCAAACUGUUUUCCUCCUCAGCCAAAAUUGCGUCUGUUGUGCUUUGUUUGGUUUGUUUUGGGUUUUUUUUAGGGUUUUUUUGUGG